AUGCCGAGCCGUCAUGUUCACGUUCCGUCAAGGUAUGGGGUUUUAGAAGUCAAACUUCAGACUCGGUUUGGACAAGAGCCUCCCAAGUGGGUGACAUAUCUGGUCCAGUCACAUCUUGUCGAAGCUGUUCCCAAGUUCAGCAAAUUCAUCCAUGGCUGCGCUACCCUACUGCCUAAUCGCGUAGAUCUCGUGCCCUUCUGGCUGCCUCAAAGUAAGCGGAAGAGCCUGCUUCCAUCUUAUUUCCUUGCCUUACAUCAUUCACAGUGGACAACCGAUAUCCUCAAGCCCAAUACUGGAUACCUCACAGUCGAGCGUCCGACAAAGAGUACUCCUGAUUUUCAGUCCGGUAUUCUCUCGCCCAUCUCGCCCGUUUUACCGGUACACUCCUAUGUUGAGCCUGUCUCUGAAGGGGAGGAAGAUGAAGAGAUGGACUUGGCGCCUGCUAGAGACGAGUUUCGGCGCACGGGGCUGCCGCACGAGGACGUUGCGGCUGCUAUCGCAUUUCGUGAAAAGUCCCUCAAGGAACGUGAACCUGCAUCUCAGUCCAGGGGAAGCAGCAGCACGUCUGAAGUGGUAUACGAUGAACGCACGCCAUUGCUGAAGCUGCCACAGCCUCCGAGGACGGAGAGGAAUGUGUCGAUUGACCCGCUUGCGCCGUCUUCUGCAUUCGAUGAGCGUCUGCGUGAGCGUUUACAUGCGAAUAAGAAUGUGCCGCCGCAUGUACAGGAUGGUGAGAUGCAGGAGGCUGUAGGACUGGUCGAAGAAAAUCUGCGAGAGGAUGAGCGUUUAUUAGUGAGGGAUUGGUGCGCGCCAUCUGGCAAGCGGAUUGCAGUGCUCGUUCGUAUCGAGCCCAAGGUGUAUUUUGCAAACGAGCGCACGUUCUUGGUCUGUCCUACAGAAGCUUAGCCGCAAUGAACUAUUUUUGUUUCCAAUUACAUGUGAUUCGCACUGCGCAGGGGACCAGAUCUCAUCGGCCAGAAAUCAGUGAUGCUCGUGUUACAAAAUGUGUUCACAUGUGGCGCCAACACUGCUUCUGCCAAAGAUGGUUCAUCUACUCGUUCCUUUCUUCGCGUUGUCCCAUGUUAACGAGUUAUUAUACCUCCGAAUACCGUCCCUGUCUGCUUGCGAAGAGUUAUGUAACCCUCUAAGCACAGCCCAACCUAGCCAUUGUCAAACGAACGGAGCUUCCAGGGAACGAGUUCAUUGGUUUUCUAAUACAAGAACCGCCAACUUGGUCUAU
Messenger RNA from Suillus discolor, 1240 nucleotides. RefSeq lists its product as uncharacterized. Lineage: Eukaryota; Fungi; Basidiomycota; Agaricomycetes; Boletales; Suillaceae. The transcript is spliced from 3 exons. The coding region runs from base 1 to 906 and encodes 301 amino acids. Gene Ontology annotation, cellular component: fungal-type vacuole membrane; vacuolar transporter chaperone complex. The record is from RefSeq and is a predicted model, not a curated record.